This is a messenger RNA of Biomphalaria glabrata, 8284 nucleotides long. RefSeq lists its product as uncharacterized. Bases 2947 to 5811 code for a protein of 954 amino acids. The record is from RefSeq and is a predicted model, not a curated record. Lineage: Eukaryota; Metazoa; Mollusca; Gastropoda; Planorbidae. The transcript is spliced from 11 exons.
GAUUUCAUUUCGGGGGGGGGGGUUGAACCCCAAAACCCCCCAUGGGUUCGCCCAUGUAUCAUAUUAUUAGGUUGAGUUCAGAUUCUUAUAAAUGUAACCACAUGAAGCUGUUUCGGUUUCAUUCAAUCGGAGUCGGAUUUAAAGGAGUGUCGGUGUAGCUACAGCCCCGUGACUCCACAAGAAAUGGCCAUCCACAAAAGAGAUAACAAGAAAAUAUAUAUAUAUAUAAUUCUCUUCUUGGCUCAAGAGUUUGGACGAGAAGAAGAAGAAGUAAAGGAAAGAUCUUUUUUUUUAUUUCUGUGGAUGGAGUUAUCCCACGAAAAAACAAGAGGCAAUAUUCACCCGUCGCUACGGAUGGCUGCCUGGUCGUGCGGUUUGUGCGCUGGACUGUCAAACCCUGCCCACUCCCACCCCCCCCCCUUCGUCCUACGGGAGGUUUGAAUUAACAAGUAAACUAUCUUCAACUCUGAAGGAACAUUCUAAACGUAAAACAUUUUUACAAACAAACUGUGGGGCCCUAUGCGAAACAGAUUUUGGGUAGGGAAGCGGACAAUAAGUGAAAUUUAAUAGUUUGUAUUAGAAAAUAAAUUCGUCUAUGCAUUUUAUUCAUUCUUUGCUACGUACAAAAUUACUUUACGAGCCAUGCGUGUAGCAAAGUCAUACAGUAUAUUAUGAUAAUUCUGUUUCCUACAUAGAUCACGCUCAAUAGCAAGAAUUACUAAAUGUUUUAAUCUUUCUUUGAGAAUUGUUGACCUCAAGUAAUUCUUCAUUAGUUUGAGGCACGAGAAGCUUCUUUCGCCAGAUUACAUAAUUACGGCUAAUGCAUAAUGCCGUUUUUAUUUAAAGCGCGCAGGAUUGGCGUUCUCCAUAUUGAAUGAUACACCAAAAUGGCAAUUUUUGUCUAUAUAUUUCCGUAUAUUUUAAGGGCUUUUUCGUAUAUUUUGUAAUUUCAGGAGAUUUCCAGGAGCUCCUGGUAAAUCGACAGGAGGGCGCGGAAAAUUUGUUUUAAGUUAUAAAAUGGUUUAAUUUAAUUAUUUAUACACCUAGAAUUAGCUCGGGUUCUAUGAAAGUGCGGAUCCUAUGAAAGUGCGGGGCCCAAUGCGGUCGCUAAGGUCGCAGUGGCCUAAGACAGGCCUUGCAAAAUAGAGGCGUAUGCUACGCCGCCGGUCGACUAGUAUAGAUAUAAAAUCACUAACUUCAGGCGACUUUAGCCGCAGAUAAGAUAUGAAUCAACUCUUAUAAAUGAGAUAAAAAUCCUGGGAAGUACUUCAGGUAGUGAAGGUCCGAACGAUGUCCUCCACCCAGCAGUUCCCACUUAUUCAUUCAGCUGAUAGUGCAAACUUUGAUAUCAAUAGUGUUUCAGGCUCUAAAGGGACGUAGCACGGUGUGCUAAAAGCUGCCUAGGGGCCACCAUUCCCUCAUUUCACCUCACGGUUGAGUCGCGAAGCUUUUUCUGUGCUUACAUAUAGCCGCUAGGAUAGGAUUCAGAGUUUUCCUUUUAGGUGGUCAGCCAUUUAAGGUUAACGAUCCCAUCCUGCCCAAAGCUUGAUGGUUUGGUUGCAAGCUGCUCACUUUUACUCUUUCUCGUAUCAGUAACACUAGAUCGUCAUUGCCCCAAUAUGCGUUGAAUGCAUUUACAAGCAUUUUAUAGGUUCUAGAAUGCUAACAUUUAUUAACACAUCUGGUACAACUGAUACUAAAAAAAUACUUAACGCAAGUGUAAAUAAGUUAACAAGAAAGCUUCUUUAAAAAUAUAACAUUUUAUUAGCGCUCAACCGCAUCUUUUUUUUAAAUGUUUAGACAUCAUAGAAUGGCACACAACUUCUCAAACUAAUUUUGAUGUUAAAAUUCAUUAGUUUCAAGUGAGACUUAUGAGUUUGGAAUAACAUACAGAAAAAAAAAGAUGAGAAUCUAUACUGAGAAGUGUUUUAAGCACAAAGGAUUCUAGUUAUCUUCUAGUUCCCUUGUAUCAAGGAUACACUGUUGGGUUCUGAAAAGCUGAAGUGGAGAUAGGUCACGUGAUAAAGAUAUAUAAUCAUUCUAACGUAUGGCCUAAUUUAAGUAAUACAAAUAGAAUAUUCUCAAAGCCAGAAUUAUGAUAAUUUUUGUUUCUUUCUAUAGUUGUUGAUUAGACAAAUGUAGAGCUUAGUGCUCUCCCCUACCCCUUCCCCCCCUCUCUCUCUCUCUCUCUCUCUGAGUAUUUGGCGGAACACUUUGCUUAUUUUUUUAGAGAGAUCAAUUCACGUGGUGGCCUAAUAGUUAAUUAUUCCAGUAGUUCGUGGAACACAUAUUCAGGCCUCGCGGAACAAUAGGAACAGUUUGGGAAGCCCUUGGCCUGUAUUAGGACUAGCUGACAAUUGCAUUUCCCCCUCUAUGUAUAAACUUUAAAAUUCAUCUAAAAGUUUAAAACAAAAACUAAAUAAGAAAGAGCGUUUAAAUAAAGUUAAAGAUAAAUAAUGAACAAGACCGUGCUUGUCUCAAUGGCCUGUUUGAUCAUAUUAUUUUUUUUAAAGCGUUUUUUUUUUCUUAGAAAUCAUAAUUUUUUGAUGGUGAUAAAAAAUAAGACCAUGUUUCUCUAGAUAUUUUGUUAUCAGUUCUAUAAGAUGAAGGUUAUUUGUGUGGAUAUGUUUUUUCGGGACAUUUUUUCGUUUAUUUACUAUAAAUGUUAAUUUAUAAUGUGGCCUCCGAAAGGAAAAAAGACGCUAUUAGUUUUUUGUGGCCUGUCUGUCCGUUCCUCCCGUUUAGAUCUCAGAAACUAUAAGAGAAAAUGAAAAUCGGACAUCAUGAUAUUUUAGAUCAUUCAAAGUUCUGAUGCAACGGCUACUUUUUUUCUUUUCCGAAAGUGAACCAUCUAAUUUUUAAAAUUAUAUAUGCAAGCAGAUUUUUCAAAAAAUUACACCACUUUUCAAUGAAAAUUUCAGGGGAGCGUGUCAGGACUGUCUAACAAUGAAUGGAUUUAGACUAGUUUGUUACAUCACAUUGAUUUGUUCGUGGAUGAUGGUAAGUCUAUGUACGACUAGUGCUAGUGCUAUGCCCUCACCAUGCAGCUUAACGUUUUGGAACAAAUCAACGAGCUUGGGAAGUGUUUCCCUUGGUGGAUUAGAUCGAAGAGAUUACGUGGAGUAUUACGUCACCUACAUCAACGCUUUCAGGGAUGACGUCAUUUUCGAGGAGUCCAACACGACACGGUUUCAACCAAUGCGAUGGUUUAAUGUACAGAGCAAUGUGAAGAGUCUUUUGCAGAUUACGUAUAUCUAUUUAUUCAACAUUUUUAAAAGCGUCUUCCACAUACACACUGAACAUGUUGAGAUCAACGUCACACCACAAGACUGUAUAUACACCAUUGACUUUGAAAUACUGGAAGAGUUAACAAGGAAUCUUUUUCUUGAUGUUUCAGGAAAACUCACUAACCCUCAUAUUUGUUCUGCUCAUAUAGACAAUAACGAUGGGGAAGGAAGGAUAACAUUUAAGUGCUGCGAAGGUGACUCAUUAACCGGAAGAAAGUGUCAGGUGGUCAAUGAAACAUUUGUAUGGGAACUCGGUCUCCACAUUAUUUCAAUCUUAGCUUCAAGCCUCAUCCUGCUAUAUGUUUACUUUGGCGUUUAUUCCAGAUCUUCUAUUAGGACUGAGGAGUUUACCUUUCAUCCUAACAGCGUUAGAAAUAUUUCUAUAAAAAGAUCCGAUGAGUUCAAAUCACCGAAAGAUGAGGGAAAUGUACAUGACCAAACUAGUAAUAUAGAAAUAAUAAAAGAGGCAGAUGAAAUUCAGUCGCAUGCCAAUCCCAUAAUUAAUUUUUCUAAAGUGACAACUGAUGCUGCUAAAGACGUUAUUCAGUUUGUAAGAACUUUAAGUCUGAUGAAAGUAACAAGUAACAACCAAGUUCUACAAGAUAAUCAAGAACAAAUCAAAACGUUAGUUGAAAAAAUGAAGCUAGACCAUAAUACUCUUUUAUUAGAGAUUAUCGAGAAGAAAAAUAGCUUAGAUAUAUCAGAGAUAUCUAAAUUAAAAGAAGAUUAUGAGCUUGUUAUCAAAGCAUUUCAUAUUGUUGAGGAGGCCGCUGAAAUGCUAAACAAUUCAACGAAAGAAAUACAAAAAUCUCAUGAAACUUUUACCAUUGUAAAAAUUAUGGAAGCUAUUCGUGCUACGGAGGCUUCAGAACAAGCACACAAAGACAUGGUGGAAGCAUUAUCAGAUUUUAAAAAUAAGAUUUCAAAUUUCAAACAGGAAUUUAUGGCUUCAGAAGAUGAAAAAAGAGAAUUUAAAGAAGAGGUUCUGAAGGAAACAAAGCUGUCAGCUCUGAACGUUAGAAAGCAAUUUAGAAUGGCUAUCGCCAAAGCUGGACAAACUGCAUCAUUUGCAAAAGAAACAGUGGAACUAUUGUCAGAUUUAAAGAAGGGAAUAAAUAUUGUUAAAAAAAAUACGGUGCUGGAAAAUGACACAUACAAACUGUUGGUUUUUAAAGAAAAGUGUGUGGAUGAAAACAACUUAGCCAUAACAUUCACAAGAUGUGUAACAGAAUUUUUAACUGGUCUUAAGACAUCAUUCUGUAACAAGAAACUCAAGAAACAAAAGUAUAUUAAAUGCAGUUGUUGUUGCUGUCCAUAUCGACUCUACUUAGGGAGAAUAUUGUCCGUCCUACUCUCUUCCAUUGUUUUAGUGCCUCUUAUAUUUAUUGCCCUUGAAUACAAAAACAACGAGAAGGCGGACUAUAAAAUACUAUGUGAGACUUAUAAAAACAAAGGCUACACUUGCCCGUUUAAUGUCCAAGAAAUACCAAGAGAAUUGACCUACACAGUGUUUGGUGUCUACGCACUUUUCAGUGUCCUUUAUUUGAUUCUUCCAUUGAAUUGUUUAACAAUGAUAGUCUGCCAUCUACCUGGAUGCUGCAGUAAAAGCAAACAAGCAGCAAGCAAUACCUUAAAAAUUGUAUUUAAUUUGCUGUCUCAAUUCUCAAUUUAUUUGACUUGGGGUCUUUCCCUCUAUACUGUGUUUUAUUUCAUUCUAAGUGUUGUGGUGCUAUCAUCCAGCACAAAGAACAAAUUGGAUGAUUUAGUCCUUACUUUCUUUCCAUUGGCUGUAAUAGUGUAUGAAUACAUUCAGAAUGUUACAAAUAAAUACAAGGUCAUCACAGAAAAAAUUAUUAAUCUGCUACGCACGGUCCCUGAGUUUAAGUGUCUACCUAGCAAUCACAGUGGUAAUGAGGCAGUUCUUUUACCAGGCGCGACCACGAACGUUAAGGCUAGAAUUAAAAACUAUGGAUGUAGAAGGCGUCUAAAAGUGAAUCGACCUUUGAUUUUUGUUCAAACUGAUGGACAUGUUUUGAUUAGUAAAAGAUUGGUUGCAAUGAUUUACAACGAGUCCCCCAGUUGUAUGUUCCUUGAGCUUAGUGCAUAUCUGAAGGCUCUGAUGUUUUGCAUAUUGCCAGCGCUAGUGUAUACAAGUUUGUUGUUCGUUCUAAUCACCUACCUCUCCAUCUUCACCUAUUCCAACGAUGUGGCUGGGUACGUGGUGAGUGCGGCCACAUAUCUACAGUUUGUCAAAUACAAAGCUGAAAACUUUCUCAGAGACCUUUUCAUUAAAGGUUCAACAGCUGAUCCCAAGUUUGUAGAAAAUGUAAGAAAACAAUUAAAUUCCUUUAAUGAAUCCUGGAUAGUUUCUGAAGAAAGCAAAGACCUUCAGCAAACACAAGAUACAAAUAUGACUGCAGGAUCUCUACAAGCGUCCAGAACUGGUAAUAAUACAGGGCGCCUAGAAGAGCAACACACAUAUACUAAUGCAGCACUUCAGCAUGAUACCACUUCAGCAGUUUAACACGUGCACCGUAGAGAUAUAAGCGCAGUAAGUUAAAAAGUGCAUCGAACAACAGAUAUCGAUGUCGGAAAUCAAGAAGUGCUAAAAGAAACAUAUAUUAAUGCUGGAAAUCAAAAUGUGCAAUAAACAGAUAUAUAAUGAUAGCUGUCAGCUUUAGCACUAACUAGAUAUCAAUGCAGAAUCUCAACAUCUGCACAAAACAGAUUUAAAAUGUGGAACUUUUACAAGUAAAAUAACGUCAUUGAUAGUGACAACGCAGAGAAUAUAUGUAAAAAAAAAACAUAUAUAUAUAUCUACACAGAGAGAAAAAGAGAGAGAGAGAAGGGGGGGGGGGGUUGCGAAUACAUUUUUCUUUAUGUAAUUAUAACCAACCCUGUCACACGUAAUGUUUGUGACUCUGUUCCAAACCAAUGUUACUUGGGUGCGACAUUGCAUGUUUGGAGACAUACUUCCACAACUUCAUGCCUAUCCCUGUAGUAUCUGAAAAAUAAAAUUAUUUGGAUACAUAGAGGGCAAUAUUUUGUCUUCAUAAGAGCCGAGAUGAGUUGUUCCAGUUUGGCAUUCGUAUUUAUUUCUAUUACAGAGGUUCUAAACCAUUUUCAGGUCGGCAAACCCUAUUUAUUAUUUAAGUCAUUGGUUAAUAUGCAUGACUGAAUGAAUGACGCGUAGGGCGUAAUCAUCUUCUUAUUUGAAGUAACGUCUGUAUUUCUGUAUUAUAUAAGAUAGAUAAGAUAUUAACCUACUUAUCAAAAUAAAAAAAGUAUAUUUUUGUUCAUACACCUGUGCUUUUUCUAAUUGAAAAAAAAAUUUAAUCAUAUUGUAAAUGUCUGAUGUGUAUUGCUAAAACUUUAUGUCAAAUCACAAAAAUAUGUAUAUUUGUCGUCAUAAUUCUGUUGCUGUCAACUUUGUUUAUAAUAAAAAUUACAAAUACAUUAAAUUUUAGCUUUAAAUGUCAAGCAUUUAUUUAUAUUUUCCGUUGCAUAUUUACCAUAUUUAUGUUGCAUAAUAAUGUUACAAUGUCAAAAGCAUUGCGGAGCCUAAGGCUCACGCACAGUGAUGCGAUAUCUAACAGUAUGGGAAAACCUUUUUUUGUUCACAAUAAUAUGUUAUUAGAAAUGGAAGAAGAAGGCUCAACAAAAGGCAGUUGCGUCACUUGGGGGUGUGGAAAGUGCGGGCUGAACCGUGUGACCGUGGGUACACCAAGGGGUGACAACCGAGUAGACAAAAAUGCACUUCUUAAAAUACAGUGAGUUACGGUAGCUAGAUAUCCAAACAUACUUAUUCACUUAUAUCUACAUUGUAUGUAUAAAUAUAUAUCUACAUUAUAUAGUAUUACUUUCGGCACAAUUGUAAAAAACGUGACAUAAUUGCAACAAAAAAAAGAGGAGGGGGAGUAAACGAACCCAACAUUUGAAGCUGCGAAGCUUUGAGAAACACUUAGAUUUAGUCCCUUGCGUGCCGUUAGGUGCAGAUGACGCAAGUUUUCUCACAGAUACCUCUAAGGCAGGGGUUUUAACCUGUGGAUCGCAACCUCUUUGGGGGUCGAAUGACCAUUUCCCAGGGGUCGCCUAAGACCAUCGGAAAUUUCGUUUCUUUUUUUUUCUUGUCUAUCUUUCAUUGUAAGUUGUCAUACGAUUUUUUAGUGUUGUAAAAAGCACAUUUGUGCCAUAGAUGGUAUACAUUAAAAAAUUAUUAUUUUUUAAAUUUAUUUUAUACUAAAUAAAAUUACAUAAAGAUUUUGCUAUGUAUAUAUAUCAUGGAUGUCAGAUACUCAUAUAUGUAUUUAAAAUUUGAUUAUGAUUUUAUAACAUUAGGAAAAACACAUUUAGGGUCUACCUAGGCCUAUGAACGAUCAGUGAUUGAUACUUUUCAUAGUGAUUCGCUAUGGAGCCUAUCGAACGCUUUUUUUUUUUCAAUCCACAAAAAUGAUCCACAGCCUUUGUUUUCCAGGCUUCGCUUGAUGAUGGUUCAAGGGACACAAAUCUGUUUAGAUGCAUGAUCUGUUUCUUAAGAAGCAGUUGUGAAACAUUAGUUUAAUCAGUAGCGUUGUUCGUGAGGAGGUCUCUGAAAACUUUCAAUUCAGAAACGUUUUGAACUAAUUUCUAGUUUAAAAGCAAUUUUACAUUUUUAAUUAUAUAAUAACUAAAAAAAAGCUACGGAAACUAGUGUCAGCUUUUCAUGAAAAUAUGCAAGACACCGUACAGUCUGACAGUUCCGCCUCUAGGCCAUUCUCCAUCAAGAGCGGAGUAAAACAAGGAUGUGUUCUGGCUCCAACACUAUUCGGCAUCUUCUUUUCAGUUGUACUCACCAGCGCUUUUAAAUCCCUGGAAGAUGGAGUAUAUGGGGGUGGGGCGAUCACCACCGCCCCCACCCUUGUAUUCGCCAGUGUAUAUACAUAUAUGUAUAUAUAAUUAUUAUUAUUAUUACUAUUAUUAUUGUUAUUAUUAAAUAUACAUUGUCCUUUAUUCUGAUA